Molecule: messenger RNA, 5333 nt
Organism: Xiphias gladius (swordfish)
Lineage: Eukaryota; Metazoa; Chordata; Actinopteri; Istiophoriformes; Xiphiidae
Gene: lin54
Product: lin-54 DREAM MuvB core complex component
Exons: 14
Coding region: 649-3087 (812 amino acids)
Biological process (GO): regulation of DNA-templated transcription
Cellular component (GO): nucleus
Source: RefSeq, a predicted model, not a curated record
UUUUUCUUGUUCGGAAACGGGUCUUGUGUCUUACCUGGGUCAAACAUUAGACUUACACGACGUGCACUCACUAAAACGUGUCAUUUGUAACUGGUUAGGCCACGCUAAGUUGAACCGUAGACCCGAAACAUAGGUCGUACGUGCCGCUGGGUGAACCUAAAGGUGCAGUUGUAAGUGUUGCAUUAAAUGUUAUUAUCCGGGUGGAUAUCUGAAGUGACAGGAGGAAUUAUUGAGAGCUAGCAUUGUAUAGGUUGUCAGAGUUUGUUACUUGCUAGUAGCGCACAGUUAUCAGAAAACAGUACCUUCAGCUCCCGUGUAACUGCUCUGUUUUGCGGGCAAGUGUCUUAGCUUAAUGUAAAUGAUAUAUAAAUGCAGUACCUCAUUCUUUAACAGCUCAGUGUUAGCCGUGGAGCUAACUGAGCUGAUGACGAGGUAAAAAUGGCGGAUCUUUCGAAAUCCAACCCCGGCCUGAAAUAGUAACGCAGCCAGCAAACAGCUUGUCGCUUUCUCCCCACUCUUCGCCCCAACCGGGAUCACUCGUCGGGGUGUUUUCACAGGAAUGAGUGCAGCCCAGCGCGGUUUCUGUCGGUCGCUUUCACCUGGAGACGUGAAAACAAACGAUUAACAGAGAGCUGAGACUUUGCAAGCAUGGAUGUGGUGUCACCAGAGCUCAACAGCCUCCUUCCUGAUGAAAUCAUGGAUACCGAGGCCAUAGAGGACGUCCCUCACCCCCAACCCGACACCACCACAGUCCAGUCAGAGCCCAGUGACGACACAUCGGUCCCGAUGGAAACGGAUACACCCGUGGCUUCCGAAGAUUUGAGCCUGUGCUCAGAUGCCGCUUCAACAGGACCCACUCAGGCUCUGACCACCUCCACGGCCACAGACUCUACACUCAGCAUCAGCUCGGGAAGUCAGAUUCCCAUCUCAAUUUCCAGUUCGUCGUCACCCCUUCUCACCCUCAAACCAGUCCUGGCUACUUCUACAGCCACCACCAAAACUACAGAUAGUGUGACUGGGACUAGUGUCACUACAAGUGGGUUACAGAAGCUCACGGCUCCGUUCACCAUCUCCCCAGCAAACCACCAGAUCAUUCUCAACAAGGUGGCCUCAUCUCAAGCCACGGAAGCAGCAAAGUCUUCAGGUACACAGCCCCAGGUCAUCAAACAGGAAGGACAAAAACUCUUGGUUACAGCAAUAGGAAAGUCGGGGCAACCUAUAGUGCUGCAGUUACCCCACACAGGCAGCAAGCCUGGCGUGGCACAGACUUCAGUAGACACCAAGUCUCAAGCUCAGCAGUUUAAAGUGGUGACCAUCGGUGGGAGGUCGGAGCUGAAGCCGGUGGUGGGCAGUGCUGGCAACCAGGUGACCACAUUACAGGCCCAGCAGCUGAAGGCUGUGCAGAUCGCUAAGAAAACACCAGCAUCCUCAGCUGCACCAAUCAAGUUUAUCAUCACGAAGACGGUCAAUAGCAAAGGCCUCAGUCCUCAGACAUCAGUUCCUCCUGUUAUUGCUGGACGGGUCCUGACACAGAAUUCCCCAGUGAUGCCCCCGAGGACCAUUACUCUCUCUGAACCCCACAACACUAGUAUACAGAGCAUCCCUGGGAAAAAGAUUGCUAUUUCACCUCUUAAGACUCCCAGCAAGGUAACCGUGGUGUCUGUGGCGUCCCCGACUUCAAACACCUCUCAAAAGUCAGUAGCGCUGCCUGUCAAUGUAGCACUUGGCCAGCAGAUCCUCACAGUCCAGCAGUCCACGUCUGCAUCUCCAGUCAAGGUGGCCACCAGCCAAACCACGGCGCAGAAUAUUAAACCAGUGCAGCCUGUGGCUGUGGGAGGAGUCGGUGGCUCCCAGUUCAAGACCAUCAUCCCGCUGGCCACCCAGCCGAAUGUGCAGCAGAUUCAGGUGCCAGGAAGCAGGUUUCACUACGUCCGCCUCGUCACAGCGACCACAGCGAGCAGCACAGGACAGCCCAGUGGUCCCAGCACCAGCUCCAUACAGACAGCUAAACCCAUGGUGGUCAGCACGGGAGCCGUGAGGAUGUCUGUCCCUAUCGUCCCAGCACAGACCAUGAAACAGGUUGCACCGAAGCCCUUGACACCAGCAGCACAAGUAGUAACCACCACUCAGACCCAGCAACGCCUGAUCAUGCCCGCAACUCCACUACCGCAGAUCCAGCCCAACUUCACCAACCUCCCUCCAGGCACCGUCCUGGCACCAGCUCCCGGAGGCGGGAACGUGGGCUAUGCAGUUGUGCCAGCACAAUAUGUUACACAGCUCCAGCAGUCACCAUUUGUGACCCUCGCCAGCAGCUCUGGUUUCCCUGCGCCCACUGGUAUCCAGACUCAGGCCAGAUUGCCACUUAACGGCUUGUCAACAGCAGAAACAACCUCACGACCAAGGAAACCAUGCAACUGCACCAAGUCACAGUGUCUCAAACUCUACUGUGACUGCUUUGCAAAUGGAGAGUUCUGCAAUAAUUGUAACUGUAAUAACUGCUUCAAUAACCUCGAACAUGAAACAGAACGUCUCAAAGCUAUAAAGACGUGUCUGGACCGGAAUCCGGAGGCCUUCAAGCCCAAAAUUGGUAAAGGCAAAGAGGGGGAGUCGGACCGCCGACACAGCAAGGGCUGCAACUGCAAACGAUCGGGCUGCCUGAAGAACUACUGCGAGUGCUACGAGGCGAAGAUCAUGUGCUCGUCCAUUUGUAAAUGCAUCGGCUGCAAGAACUUUGAGGAGAGCCCGGAGAGGAAGACGCUGAUGCACUUGGCCGAUGCAGCAGAAGUGAGGGUACAGCAGCAGACCGCAGCCAAGACCAAGCUGUCCUCACAGAUCUCAGACCUGCUCAUGCGGACCACACCUGUUAUUUCAAGUGGAGGCGGGAGGCUGCCAUACACGUUUGUAACAAAGGAGGUGCUCGAAGCGACGUGCGAGUGUCUGCUGGAACAGGCCAAAAAGUCAGAACAGACUCAUCAGCCUCAGGCCGAAGCAGAGAGGAUGAUCCUGGAGGAGUUCGGACACUGCCUCAUGAGGAUAAUCAGCUCCGCGGGGAAAGCCAAAGCAGACUGCGCCUCCAUCAACUGCUAGGCCAAGCGCUCCUGAGGCCCGACACCCCCCAACCCGCCCCAGCCGUGGGGGCAGAGAGGCACUCGGCACUCUGUCUCGGACCCCUGGGGUUUCUCUCCCGCAGGGAAACAGGUUGUCUCCCUCAUCAAAAGGCAGAACAAAGGCCUGGAAGUAGACGGAUUCCCCUGCCUGGGCCGAGCUAAGGCCAGCUGGAAUAAUAAACAUGGAACAGUUGUCUGCACUGUUCAUCUACUAACUGAAGGGACAAAUGGACAGAGCAAACUGCCUCUGAAUGAUCUGCCUUCGAAACUGUUUCCACACUCGUUCACCUGGCUGUGAUGGACAGAAAUGACUGAGCAAGGUAGUGCUGAACAGGAUUUUAAACAUCUCUACACUUUACUUUCCCUACGAGGCCCCGUCAAAUCUGUUUUCUUCAAACUUCUGUUCUUCCAUUUUUACUCUGUUUUUCUUUCAUUCUUUCACAUUUUGAGGUUUUUGAAAAGAAUGCCUGUAAUUUUUAUGUAAUUAGUACAUUUGUGCUUACAGUAGAAAAACAGAACAUGUAUCUUUUGAUAUUUAUUUUGACAAGUAUUUGUAAUCAUUGUGAGCGCUAAUACUGUGUGGCUUAUAGUGCUGCAAACUGUUGAUUAUUAACCACGGCUAGGCUAAAUUGUUUCAAUUAAAAAUGAGUAGAGGCAAUCUUAGGGUUUAACCUAAAUGCAAUUGUAAGAUGAAUGCACUCACAUAAUGCAUUAGACGCGCGCGCACACACACACACACACACACACACACACACACACACACACACGGCCACUGACAGCACUGCUCAGAAUAGUUGGCUAGAUUGGCAGAGGUACACAUUUCUUCUGGUGCUGUUUUCUGUUUUAUUAGUCACAUGCUUAUUGUCCAUUAAAAACCCCAUUCAUUGAAAAAAAUCAUUGAGACUUGUUAAGUGUUGUCCCUGACACUUGUUCCUAAGUAGAAGAACAGAAAAGCAAAUUUUAGUUACCUGAUCCGUCCAAGGCUGCUCUGAUGGGGCACAAAUGAACAAAUCUCAGAGCAGGAAAAGCACAGGGGUAAUUAAUAAGAUUACAAAUGGCUGCGCUUCCCAAAUCCCGGUGUUGCUGAUGUUUGCUGGCUGUGUCAGAACUGCUGGUCGGACGCAACUAAUGGUCAUUUUCAUUAUCGAUUUUAUCUGACAAUUGUUUUCUCCAUUAAUUGGUUUGUCUGUAAAAUGUCAUAAAAUAGGGAAAAAAAAGUUUGCAUCUUCGAAUGUUCCAUUCGACCACCAGUCCAAAACGCAAAGGUAUAAAAUGGAGAAAAGUAUCACAUCCUCGUACAGUAUUUGAGAAGCUGGAACCAGAAAAUGUUCAGUGUUUUUACGAUUAUUCGGUUGUCAAAAUAGUGGACGAUUAACUUUCUGUCGAUCGACUAAUCGUUGCAGCUCGAACAACAAUUUCUGUAACUUUCUCUUUUUUCCAGUCAUUACAGUUUCACUAACAGUUUAAAAAAAAACAACAACUCUGAAUGUCUUCCAGCAGAGACUCACUGAAAAUGCGCACCAGCAUCCCCAUUUUUAAACAGCAUUGCAUCGGCUCCCCGUCUCUACGACGGCCGGCUCUUCGCCCCACGUUUGAGUGAAGCCGUUCAGAAACAACUAUAAACACGUUUGACUUCAGAUGGGGUUGUAAAACACCAACAUCCCAACUGUCUCCUUUCUAGUCCAACCUGAGCCUUACUGGGACUCUUAAGGGCCCUGAUCAGCUUCUUACUGUGAGUGAAGCUCCCACAGUAACACAGUAUCUGCGUCGUAGUUUUGGUCGACUCACACGACAGUUUUCCGCAUCUGUGUGUUUUUCUCUGUGCUCCUCUCCCUGGUUUGAAGUGGGAAUGACUCAGCUGACGUCACCUUGGUUCCUUGCACCGAUCAAAAUCUGAUGACAGGUGUAGGGUUUUUUGCUGAUUAUGGCUUCUGUCAAUCAAAUCUGGUGAGACAUCGCAUCCAUACAGUCCUGAUGAAGCAGAUUAUCUUAUUUUGCGAGUGUUAAACCCAAUAAAAUUAUGAAUUAGUCCGGUUUUAUUCCAAACUUUGAUUGUUGCUUAUGUAAUCAUGCAUAUUUAGUGGUAUAGAAAAAUACUUGAGGGCCCUAAAGGCUUUAUGUCUGAAAUAUUUCUCUCUAACAUCAAACAUUGAUGACUAAAAAAAGAAAACAAGCAAAGGAGAUUAAAAAAAAAAACUGUAGUUUAGAGAUGCAACAGUAAGUCGA